GUCUGAACUACCUCCGGUCUGAAAGCAGCUUUGUUCUUGGCGAAGUGACCACAAACUCCUGCUUCGACUGCUUUUAUCUGAACACAAGACACACAGUUUACUGCCAUCAGAAUCGGUCAUGAGAGCAUGAAGGACGACGCAGCGAGACGAAGAGGAGAGGUGGACGGUUCAUCUUUUCUCUACCUGAGCUACCGGCUGCUUGGAGUGCUGCUGGAGACGACAGACUGAGAUGCCACCGACUGACUCCUCCACAGGUACAGUGUGUUGAGUGUGCAGCAGAGCUCAGCCAUGUCUCCCAUCAACUCCACCCAGCUGCAGUCGCUGCUGCUCUCCUUCCUGCAGCGAUGCCUCAACAGCACCAGCACGCAGCCUCACAACUACACUACCCAGCAGGCCGUGCAGCACGCGGUCCUCGCUCAGUCUCAGGGCAUCAUGUACAUCCUCCUGGUGGUCGGCCUGUUCAGCUUCUUCACCUUCGGCAUCAUGUUUAGCUACAUUCGCUCCAAGAAGCUGGAGAGCUCUCAGGAUCCGUACCACCAGUACAUCGCCCACGACUGGACCUCCGUCAGCGCUCCGUCCAGGGCCGUCGCUCAGGCUCUGCACAGCGCCGCCAACAAGGAGCCCGUCGUCAUCUGCAACCCUGCAACACAACAGCAGCUGCCAGACUAGAAGCAGACAUUCAGAACAUUUCACACGUUCAGAGAUUCCCUUUAAUUAACUUUUAAUGUCACAUAGCAACCAAAAGUUACAGUGUCGGGUUUGUAUUUUCUAAUCAGUAAUUUCACAGAAACAUAUUCCUGCAGUUUAUCACACUUUCUCAGUGCUGUUCUUCUGCUCACACCUGAGGUCUUUUCUACGAAGCAGGUUCAACAUAUCCAGGAAAUCUUUUUGUUCUCUGGCUUCACUUAACCAAACAAACGGCAGCAACAAGUGUGUCAAAGCUGCUUAGAUGUAGGUUUUAUAUUCUAGAUUUAGUAUAUUGUGAUGUCUCAGAAGACUGCAGAACAAAAUCAAACCCAAAAUAUUUAAUCUUUUGAACUCCACCCAGAAGUUUCUGGGUGUCUUUUUGGCUCCCUUCUCAUUUAUUAUUUUUUACAUUUCAGUAUUUGUCUGCUGUUGAUACAUCCUGAAUUUUUGGCACGUGCCUGUUGGUGACAGCUGAGUCUGUCGUGGCUUCUCAGUUGCACCAAUGGCCGCAAUUUUUAUUCUUUUUUACAGAAUCUGGUUGCUGCAAACAGCUUAUUUAUCGCUGAUUUUUAAAUAAAACACAUAGAACAAAGUAAUUUUGAUGAAAUAUUGUGCUUUAAGCUCAAAUGUGGUUGUUUUUCCUCUCCAAACCAAAAGUCACAUAUGAUAUGUUGACUGUUGGAGAGUUAAAAAUCUAAUAAUUAUAAUUAAUGCAAUUCAUUCUUCCAGCACAUUCUGAGAUUCAGGAGGUAAAGAAUAAAUAAAUCACUAAUAAAGAUAAAACCAUUUUCAUAGCAAUGUGGAGGAUGAAUUCUGUAAUUUAAAACUUCAAGUCUCAGCUUUAGCCUCAUUCGUUCAGCUGCUUGCUGAUGUUAAACUGUUCUGAGAAACAGAAAGAACAAAUAUAAAAACAAAACCCAAACUAUUAAGGGGGCUUACUGAAAACCUUAUAAGGUCAACAUGCCGGUUCUAAAGCAUUAAUGCUUUAAUCCGUUUCUCUUUUAGGAUUAUAUUGUUCUACAAAGGCCUAUAGAGCAAAGAAAUUACUCUGACAUUGCUGCAGCUCAAAAAACUCUCCUUAGAGACUCUACUGGUCAAUAGGGGAUUUCUGUUUGUGUUCAUCUCAAAACAUAAUCUGCUCCAGAGGAGGUGAGGAGUUCAGUAUAAGUCACACGGGGAUAAUGAGAGGUGAACUACUGUUGUGUUCAUGGAAACCCAAAAUAAACAUGAAGUUACCUCAAUAACCUCAAAUCCUGCUUCGUAGCACAGACCUCUGAUUACACAACUGCACAUUUAGGCAACAACUUUCUUCCUUGUGUCUGAAAAUAACUAAAAGGCAUCAUUAUCUUUGAUUCUGUGUGCAAAUAUGCAGGUGAACAAUUUGACUGUAAUGAAAUAAAUAAACCAACAGUUGAUGACUUCAUCUGAGCAAAGUCUGCAUCCAA
Amphiprion ocellaris (clown anemonefish) is the source of this 2132-nucleotide messenger RNA. Its product is annotated as potassium voltage-gated channel subfamily E member 1. NCBI's taxonomy places the organism in Eukaryota, Metazoa, Chordata, Actinopteri, Pomacentridae. The transcript has 3 exons. Gene Ontology annotation, biological process: negative regulation of delayed rectifier potassium channel activity; potassium ion export across plasma membrane; ventricular cardiac muscle cell action potential. Gene Ontology annotation, cellular component: membrane. Bases 289 to 669 code for a protein of 126 amino acids. Gene Ontology annotation, molecular function: voltage-gated potassium channel activity involved in ventricular cardiac muscle cell action potential repolarization; transmembrane transporter binding; potassium channel regulator activity. The record is from RefSeq and is a predicted model, not a curated record.